GCCCGUUGCUCCCUGUCGAACUGUCUAGCCUGGUGUUAGUUUUUAGUUGCGCCAACAUCAAUCGAGUCCUCUGUCUUGUAACGUCGAUACUCCAGAUACUGUCUUCGAGUCCCGUAACCUGACAGUCUGCUUUUGACAGCCGAAAUCCUGGCUUUGUGUCAGCUAAUGUCAGCUGAGCCAUUUUAGCAAUCGCUUGCUUUCGCUGGCCAACUAACGCGUUAGCUAGGUUAGCUAGUUGGCUAACUAGCUCUGGCUACUUUUCUGCGACCAGCGAAGCCAGUUAGCCUAGCCCGCUAGCUAGCUAGCUUUGCUAUCAGAAAAACUUGACACUGACUGUCACAAGUGGCUUUGGCUUGUUGCUGACAAGCCAUCCACAGUAAACCAGUUUUAUUGCCAUGUCCGGACAGUCAUCGGGCUGUGGCUUUCUAAUGUCGGUGGUCGUACAUGGAGACUCUGCUCUUAACGAGCAAGAAAAGGAGCUCAACCAGCGGCUCCGACGGCUUUAUCCGGCCGUUAAUGAGAACGAGACACCUCUCCCUCGGUCCUGGAGCCCCAAGGACAAGUUUAGCUAUAUUGGCCUCUCUCAGAACAAUCUCCGGGUGCACUAUAAAGGUCAUGGCAAGACUCCCAAAGAUGCGGCUUCAGUACGGGCUACACACCCCAUCCCAGCCGCCUGUGGGGUCUAUUACUUCGAGGUGAAGAUUAUAAGCAAAGGCCGAGAUGGUUACAUGGGCAUCGGCCUGUCAGCUCAGGGUGUAAACAUGAACAGACUCCCUGGUUGGGACAAGCACUCGUAUGGUUACCAUGGAGACGACGGCCACUCUUUCUGCUCCUCUGGCACAGGGCAGCCCUACGGACCCACGUUCACAACGGGCGACGUGAUUGGGUGCUGUGUCAACCUCAUCAACAACACCUGCUUCUACACAAAGAAUGGCCAUAGCCUAGGUAUUGCUUUCACAGAUCUACCACCCAAUCUGUACCCGACUGUGGGUCUCCAGACCCCAGGGGAGGUGGUGGAUGCCAACUUCGGCCAGCACCCUUUCGUGUUCGACAUUGAAGACUACAUGCGUGAGUGGAGGACCAAGAUCCAGGCCCAGAUUGACCGCUUCCCCAUCGGAGAGCGGGAGGGAGAGUGGCAAUCCAUGAUCCAGAAGAUGGUGGCUUCCUACCUGGUCCAUCACAGUUACUGUGCCACGGCCGAAGCCUUUGCCAAAUCUACUGACCAGGCUGUGUACGAGGAGCUGGCCUCUAUCAAAAAUCGACAGAAGAUUCAGAAGCUGGUGUUGUCUGGUAGAAUGGGUGAGGCUAUAGAGACCACUCAGCAGCUGUACCCCAACCUUCUGGAGAGGAACCCAGACCUUCUCUUCAUGCUCAAGGUGAGACAGUUCAUAGAGAUGGUGAAUGGCACUGAUAGUGAGGUCAGGUGUCUUGGUGGACGGAGCCCCAAGUCCCAGGACAGUUACCCCGGCUCCCCACGGCCCUUCAGCAGCCCCAGCCACAAAGCCAGCGGCUCCCAGGCCUACCUCACAGGGUUCGACAGCAACUGCUGUAAUGGUGUGACGUCCAAUAAGAGCCACAACUCCUCCCCCCACAGUCACAAGCCCUGCCCUCCCAGUUCUGGAUCCACCCUCCCAGCCUCUGACAUCAGCCUCAAUGGAAACCACAGCCAAACACCAAUCAGCAGUAAUGAUAUUGACAUGGAGGUGGACCACUUCACCAAUGGAGUCUCAGAGUCCUCCUCCAAUGGCUUCCUUAAUGGCAGCUCUAAACACACAGCCGAACCCGACGACUGUGACGCAGACAUGGAGGUGGAAUCAACGCAGUCCAAGAGACAGCUGUGUGGGGGCAGCCAGGCGGCCAUCGAAAGGAUGAUCCACUUUGGCAGGGAACUCCAGAGCAUGAGUGAACACCUCCGCCGCGAAUGUGGCAAGAACUCGGCCAACAAGAAGAUGCUCAAGGAUGCUUUCAGCCUGUUGGCCUACUCAGACCCGUGGAACAGCCCAGUAGGAUUUCAGCUGGACGCCAUUCAGAGGGAGCCAGUUUGCUCCACUCUCAACAGUGCAAUAUUAGAGACUCACAACCUACCCAAGCAGCCCCCCCUGGCCCAGGCUGUGGGGCAGGCUGCCCAGUGCCUCGCCAUCAUGGCACGUUCCGGCAGUGGCUCCUGUGCCUUUGCCUCUGUGGAAGAUUAUCUGCACUAGCCCCAUGGACACAUAUACAUACACACACACACACACACACACACACACACAAUUCUAAACACACUUUCAUUGACACAAAUACACACACUCAUGCACACAGAAACGCAAACAACAUUUAGAAAAAUGAGCCUGGCCACCUGCUCCACAUGUGUAAUGAUACAAGCCAGAGGGAGACUUUCCUCUCUCUCUCCUCUGAAUGUUAACCCUCCCACCUGUUCCCUGUUCAGCUUUUUAAAGACCGACACGAAAGUCCCAGCGAUAGAGGGGGCUAGGGGUUGGUUUCUGGGUAGAGCCUUAGGGUGCAACUACACACAGCAUUCAUACAUCCACGUACACACGUCUCCCUCAACUUUAAAUAUGUAGUACGCCUCCACCUUGGCUAGCUUACCAGCUAAUCAAGGCACAUCCUGCGUCAUUCUGAUCGACAGUGGGGAAACUAGCCAAGUGUAGCUAACUUGAAGAUUCUUUACCCUCAUACCCAGAGAGCAACAGUUGUGUGAACAUGCCGACAGACCGGCAACACUUGUCAAGCAAAAACAACAAGAAUACACCAUAGCAGACCUCUCGUUGAUGCAGUCUGUGUGAGCCUGACAAAAGCAAGAUAGACACACACACAAAACAAAGCGAACACGUGAUGCAGACUGAUUAAACCACUACGGGAUUGAAGGUGUGAAACGGCUCUCCAGACAUUGCAAGAUUCUCCUUAACAGCCCAACACUGGUCCUAAAGGAUGCCCACCCUUCUCCCACCCCCUCCUGGCCCUGGACUUCAGGACAUUUGCAGAGAUGCAUGUGGACAUAGGACUUUGGAGAAGCCAGUGAGAAUUUCAAGUGUCUUUGCCCCCUGCCCCCUCCUCCCAACCCCAGUUUUUAAUCAUUAUCUUUGGUGAUGGGUGGUGGGGGGAGUUACCUGGCUCUCUGUUUUUCUUUUGGUUUGUUUGUUUUGGGUUUUUUUGUUUCUCUUUGUUGAUAUGGCGCAGUGCAGAUGACGAUUAUUAUUUUUAUUAUCCUUAUUCUAAUUGUUAUUUGCAUUCACAGUAUAUUUGUUGAGCGUCAGCAAAAGCAAGUUCCACCAACAUGUAAUAAAGGUCUCCCAUCUUACCGAUCCUUACCUGAGACACGACUGUGUACAUGUUAACUAUUAUAUAUAAAUUAAACUAAAAAAAGGAGUUAUAUCAGUAGAGUGGAAUAUUAAGUAGUCAAAGGUGAGGAAAUGAUUGGGGGGGGGGGACAACCCGAUUCUUAAUGUUUUCUACCGACACUGGGGUCUCCUAACGUGCACUGAUUGUUUCUAGUCAUACGUUUUCAAGUUGCCUCUUUGUCAAUUCCUAGGUUCAUCAUGUUUGGCAAGGUACUGAUAAUUAAUUUGAUAAUUUCCAGGUAUUUGAAAGUUAUGGAGAGAGUCUGUUUAAGUAUGGGAAAGAACUGUGUUCCCUUGCCGAUACACAUGUAGACCCAUUAAUGUUUCACACAGGGUGGAUUAUGGUCUGAGGGUGAUUUGGACUAGCUGACCAAAAGCGUUGUCCAGCCGCUAUAAAGACAUAAUAAUCACAAAUAUCUCCAAAUCCAAUUAAGGGGUUUUUGGUUUAGAGAGAGGAUUUAAUUUUAAAACUGAGGAAGGAAACCAACCCGUCAUCCUCGCUGUUUCCUAGAUGCCCCCAGCUGUACAGCCAGUUUGAUGCAGAUAUUCUGUUCUUUAACUUUCAUAUCAACAUCUAUGCUAAUCCUUUGCCCACAAAGAACUCAGGAGCUAAAUUCCCCCUUUUCUCCUAAAAAUGCUGAUCCAAGCACCUCACAAACCCCUAAUCCGUUAUUACAAGCGAAUGCAUUUUGUGUGUGGCAUAAUGAAAGGCCUUUCAAACUUGAAAUUCAGUUAAACCUUUCCAUUGCUCAACGAUAGCCUUGCACAGGCUUGAAGUUAGCUCACUCUCGCUGUUUGCUAAUGCAGCUGCUGAACUGAUUUUCAGGAAAGAAACGUUUUCAAGCGCACCUGUCUUCAGCUGGCUCUUAUUCAAAUAGUCCUCAACCACAUCCACCCAAGCAUCUCAAGGUGAGCCUCCUCUGCCCGCCUUUUUUCGUUUACUGAAUCCCUCUCUGGACUGCUACUAAACCCACCGACAUAAACAAAUCAUCCAGUAUUGUCAAUGGAACUGUGGCUACCACAUUUUAAGAAAAAGAACCAAAUACUUUAGGAAGACAACAUCCCAGCUAUGUGUUUUAAGCCUGUGUGCUGGUGCUUGCCGGAUUGCCGGAGGCUAAACAUUUCGCUAGACACAGCCAUCUUCCUCUAGUUCACCCAGGGGUUUCCUCGAGGUGGAGCUGAGCUAUCUGUAGACCUUGGUUUUGAUCGCAAGCAGUCAUGGCAUCGUUUAGAAAACUUCUUAGACAAGUUGUCUGUUGUCUCUUUGAGUAAGGUCUGAAACCUAUGCAUGCCAUAGUAAAGUGGUGGUAAGAUCAAGUUAGAUGUCUUAUUUUAUUCUUUUGUUUCUCUUUUAGCCAUUUUACAGUGUAUAAGGAAGAUGUCAACCAGUAAGAUGUCCACUGCUGACUGUGUGUCCAUUUGGAGAAAAAAAAAUGAAAUUUGUGUGAGGGUGAAAAGAUUUAUAUUAAAAACAAAUGAUCACACUUGCCUGGAUGCUGCCUGGCAACAUGGCUGAAGUCUGUGUCCGAAUAUAACAUAAAAUAAAAUGACUAAAGGUAACACUCACAUAUCAGGGUAAUGUGAUAUGUGAUUGGUUAGGGUACUUAAUGUGAUUGGCUUAUCUUGCUGUGUGAAUCUAAAGUGAUCAUUAAGCUGUGGCUGGAUGGAUGGCACAAGGUUUAAUAUGCAUCCCUAUUUUUUUGCUCGUUCAGUGAUCAAGGAGCCACUUGUGUUUCUCCUGAAAAUAGCGCAAACUGGUAU
This is a messenger RNA of Lampris incognitus (smalleye Pacific opah), 5102 nucleotides long. RefSeq names its product RAN binding protein 9 (gene ranbp9). Lineage: Eukaryota; Metazoa; Chordata; Actinopteri; Lampriformes; Lampridae. The transcript is spliced from 14 exons. Gene Ontology annotation, biological process: cytoskeleton organization; cell surface receptor signaling pathway. Bases 396 to 2201 code for a protein of 601 amino acids. Gene Ontology annotation, cellular component: cytoplasm. The record is from RefSeq and is a predicted model, not a curated record. Gene Ontology annotation, molecular function: protein binding.